AUGCAAAGCACAAGAGAGUCAAGUCGGCAAAAGCGCAACAUCAAAAGACGAAACUCUAGAAAGAAAUCCUUAUCGCCAUCCGAUUUAAAAUGCGUCGACGCAAAGACAGAGAACAAGUUAGGCAGGCGAACUCUCUCAGAAGGCUCCAUGAAAGUAAAGCACAGAAAGAGCAAUGUACAGCGAACGUUGACCCAUCCGAUAUCGUCGGAUUUCGUUGUCCCCGUGGACAAUGUGUUUUGUGCCAUCAAAGAACCAGUGCCACCUGAAAGCGACGAAUCCCACGUACCUCCCACCAGCAGCGACAGAGAUACGGAGGACGAUGCGCGUGCGCCGAAACCGCCUGUUGCGAGGCCCCGAUGGGACUCUGGUAGUGAAAUGGAUUCACUAGUGUCCAUCGCCGUGAGAAAGGCUUCGGCACGACGACGCCGAACGUCUGCUAAUCCAGAUUGGGGCGUCAACAGUGAGCCGGGCGAAGUGAGCGAACCGGAGGCCGGUCGCAUGCGUCCCGAGGACUACCGCCUCGUGUUCCUCAGCUCGGAUUCGUCGUGCCGCGAGGACACGGAAGACUCAGCCUCGACAGCCUCCUCCGCCGCGCCCCCCGCACCUGACGACUGCGACUGGGAUUACUUUGAACCGGGCGCGGCGGCGGCACCACCCCCACCGCCACAACCACCAAAACACACCCCACAAGACUGCCAGAAAGCUUGUUCCUGCGGCGCAGAACCGCGCUUUGUCGCCGUCCCUGUACCAGUACCCGUACCAGUCCCGGCAGCUCUCUGGCCUGCACUACUCGCUUUCGCCCCACAAACACCGCCCACGCCACAUUGGAAUACGUACCCUGGUUUUCCGCCGCUAGAUGCCGCAGCCAUUGCUCGAAUCACUACGGCUGCCGCCGUUGCAGUCACCGCGGCCGCUACCGCUAACUCUUUACCACGAAAUCGACUCGAGAUGACCGUCGAAAGGACCGAUAAAGCCAUACAGUCGGAAUUGCAAACGCUUGAGCCCCGCGAUAACGAUAAGAGCGAUAACAGUAUCGAACACUCAGUUCAACAUGAAACGUCCGACGACAUAAAAGUGAUAGCGGAGGACGUAGACACUGAAACGAUGCCCGAUCAUCUAGACGCUGAGAAAGCUUUCCCGUCGUCUAACGAGUCGGCCGAAUCGAGUGAUUCGGAGAAGGGAGUCGCGAGAAGGAGCUAUGACUUGAGAAGUGCAGCCCCAGAAGAGCCCCCCACGUCAGACGAGGAUUCCGAUGACUCUGGCGGUGGGGGCGGACAAUUCUCACGCGUGUUUGUCGUUAACCCCGCGUCUUCUUCUUCAGAGAACGAGGAUAAUGCGGACAGCAGUGGCAUCGACUGUGACGACUCUGAUGACAAAAAAUCUGACAGCUUAGAAAUCGUGGCCAGGGAGGUAGCGUUACAGAAUGACAUUCACGACUAUCAGGAAGACGCUUGUUCGAAUAACAACGUAGUUGUCUUACAAUCUGUUAACUUUACGGAAGAAUAUUCGCUGUUUCCCUUCCAAAAUCAAAGAAAUAGUGAAAGUGAAAAUAUAGCCAAUUUUCGCGAUAAGAGUAUGUUGAUGAGUGAAACAAAUGAGGAAUAUAAUAGUUUUAACGAUGCAUACUGUAGUGAUAGGGAUUUAAGCAACUACGACUCCUUAAAUCAAAAUGUGCAAAGUGCAAGUUCGUCUGACGUUAUUGAGUGCGACUCUUUGGAUAAUUCGUGUAAUUUUGACUGUAACAUCAAAGUUUCCGUCGAUUUACCCACGGAUACGUGUAACACGGAACGAAUUUCAAAUCCGGCGCCAAACGUUUUAAUCACGAAACCGGCUCCCUCGCCCGAACCUAAAUAUGAAGACUCGAAUAAUUCAUCGUCACCGCCUAUACAAAAAAUAGAUUUGUUUAAAGGCAUUGAACGAACGCUUAGUGAGCUAUUGAAGAAAGAAUUAAUGGAGGAUCGGGGUGAGGAGAAAAUGCACAUUUCGCGGCCGGUUUGCGUCGAGACGGAGGGGGCGCGCGCGCACCUGUAG
This is a messenger RNA of Leptosia nina, 2031 nucleotides long. Lineage: Eukaryota; Metazoa; Arthropoda; Insecta; Lepidoptera; Pieridae. The record is from the annotation of a GenBank genome assembly.